Messenger RNA from Vicia villosa (hairy vetch), 3524 nucleotides. Its product is annotated as G-type lectin S-receptor-like serine/threonine-protein kinase At4g03230. The record is from RefSeq and is a predicted model, not a curated record. Gene Ontology annotation, biological process: protein phosphorylation; recognition of pollen. Gene Ontology annotation, molecular function: protein kinase activity; ATP binding. The transcript has 8 exons. Bases 66 to 3161 code for a protein of 1031 amino acids. Lineage: Eukaryota; Viridiplantae; Streptophyta; Magnoliopsida; Fabales; Fabaceae.
CAAUAGUAUGUGAGUGUGGAAGGCUCCAAGAGACGUUUGAUCUGAGAAGUUUCAGGUCAAAUAAGAUGACAACUGUUUUUCGCUUCUUCAACAUGUAUGCUUUUUGGUUUCUAAUAUGUUCUUCUCCAACGUGUUUCGCAGGGGACACUUUGAAAGCUGGCCAGAAGAUCAUAGGCGAUGACACCAACCUUGUUUCAGCUGGAAAAAUAUUUGAACUAGGCUUUUUUACUCCUAGCAUCACCGGUGGUUCACAAAACUACUUAGGCAUAUGGUAUCGCAUGCAAGAGGGGUUAGAACAACCUCAAAAACAAAUAGUUGUGUGGGUUGCCAACAGAGACAACCCUGUAGCUGUUGGUUCAACUGGAGUUUUUAAAAUAGCUGGGGAUGGGAAUCUUGUAGUUGAAGACACAUCCGGUAAUAACAAAACCUACUGGUCAUCCAAUUCCAGUUCCAAAUCCAAAGUCAAAGUCUUUUCUAAUUCUUCGCCAAAAAAUAUGAUACUGAAACUCAUGGAUUCUGGUAACCUUGUGUUAUAUGAUGAUGAAGACAAGGAAGUGAAACUAUGGGAGAGCUUUGAAAAUCCAUCUGACACGUUCCUACCAGGUAUGAAGAUGGAUAGGAAUCUGAAAUUAACUAGUUGGAAAGGUGACGAUGACCCAGGAAGUGGGAAUUUCAGUUUUAAGAUGGAAGGAAUAGGGGGCAUCCGUUUCAUAAUCUUGAACCGAGACCAAAUUUAUUGGGAGAGCGAAUUUUACGAGACAAGGAAUUACAAAGUAAAUAAUGAUAAAUUGGAUGACAUCAGCUCAGAGGUUUACAGCUUGUUGACCAACUUCAGUUUACUUAGAUGGCAAUACGGGAAUACAAGGUUGUUCCUCGAUUCUACAGGUAUGAUUCAGUUGGCGGAUGUCAAUUUGUUGGAAGUUGAACCGUCGGGCAGAUGGAAGCAGCCAAAAACCAAUUGUUUGCGAUAUAAUUAUUGUGGAAACUUUGCUAGCUGCAACGACAACGAUGGUGACUCCCCAUGUAAAUGCUUACCUGGAUUCGAUAAUGAUAAUCUGGGAGAUGGAGAUUAUCCUCUAUUAGACGAGGCAAGUUGUACGAGGAGAAAAUCAGCACCGUGUACUGGAAAUGACACGGCGUUUUUGAACUUGACCAUGAUUAAAACAGGAAGGCCGGAUAUAAAGAAAAUGGUAGAAUACGAAGAAAAUUGCACAUCUAUGUGCGUUGGGAUGUGUCCCCAGUGCCAAGCUUACUCAUAUGCUCCACUUCCUACUGAACACCAGCGUACUGCUAAUAAUCCAUCAAACUGUUGGAUCUGGACACACAAUUUAACUACUCUUAAAGAAAACUAUACUAAUUGGGAGGAUGACCGCAGACUCUAUGUCCUAGUAGAUAAAUCAGACAUAGCACCAACUCCAAGAACUUGUGAGCCUUGUGGUACAAACAUAGUUCCUUAUCCUCUCAGCACCGGAUCCAAAUGUGGAGACCCCAGAUACUUCAAUUUUAGAUGCAACACCUCCAUGGGUCAACUCAGCUUCAGCAACAAUACCAACAAUACCAACAACACCAACAGCAACAUUAAUUACAGAGUUAUUCGUGUAAACCCCAGUUCAAGAACGUUUACCAUUUAUCAAGAGGUCAAAGAUAGUUUGAUUAAUCGAUAUUGUGAAGGUUCGAAGAGUGUGGGAAAUCUAAAGGUUUCUUCACCAUUUGGCCUGUCUAGUGACCAACUAUGCUCUAAACAGGUGGAAGUUAGUUGGGAAGCGCCUUCCAAAGAACCCAUAUGUGAUAACUCUGCUGAUUGCCUUGGUUGGAAACAUUCUACUUGCAGUGAAGGAAAGUGUCUUUGCAAUGCAAACUAUCAUUGGAGUGGCGAGUUUUUAACUUGUACCAACACAGAUUCUUCAGAACAUGGAUCAUUUCCUAAUGCUACAAAACACUCCACAAAAGCAAGCUCUUCUUUCUCUUUGAUUCUUGGCUUAACUCUUCCGAGUGUGGUUAUUCUAGCAUGCAUCGUUAUUUUGGUUUAUGUAUGCAGACGGAGAAUAGCUCUUAUGGUUAAGCAAGACAAGGAAAGCAUUCAGAGAAACAUUAGAGGGCACUUCACCGACAGUGAAAGGCAUGUGAAGGACUUGAUAGACAUGGAGGGGUUGGAAGAGAAUGAUAAUGAAGGAAUAGAGGUUCCUUACUUUGAUUUUGAGACCAUAGUGACGGCAACUAAUAAUUUUUCAGAUGCAAAUAAGCUUGGUAAAGGUGGUUAUGGACCAGUUUAUAAGGGUACACUACAAGGUGGUCAAGAAAUUGCAGUGAAGAGGCUUUCAAGUGUGUCAUCACAAGGUUUACAGGAAUUUAAGAAUGAAGUUAUUUUGAUUGCCAAACUCCAACAUCGAAAUCUUGUUAAAUUACGCGGCUAUUGCAUAAAGGGAGAAGAAAAAAUUCUACUCUAUGAAUAUAUGCCUAAUAAGAGUUUGGACUUAUUGAUCUUCGAUCCUGCAAAAAGCAUAAUUUUGGAUUGGCCAAUGCGGUUUGAUAUAAUUCUCGGAAUUGCUCGUGGACUACUCUAUCUUCAUCAAGACUCUAGACUUAGAGUUAUUCAUCGAGAUUUAAAAACUAGCAACAUUCUUCUAGACAAGGAGAUGCAACCAAAAAUAUCCGAUUUUGGAUUGGCAAGAAUAUUUGGAGGCAAGGAAACAGAAGCAAAUACUGAGAGAGUUGUCGGGACAUAUGGAUACAUGUCUCCCGAAUAUGCAUUAGAAGGACAAUUCUCUACAAAAUCAGAUGUUUUCAGCUUUGGUGUUGUCUUGCUUGAGAUCAUUAGUGGAAAAAAGAACAUGGGAUUUCAUCGGACUAGAGAAAUUUCAAGCCUUUUGGGUUAUGCCUGGACACUAUGGAGAGAAGAAAAACUCCAAGAUUUAAUGGAUUCAUCUCUAUGUGAUACUUAUGAUGCUUACCAAAUCAUUAGGUGUUCACAAAUAGGACUUUUAUGCGUACAAGAUGAGCCAGAUGAUCGUCCACACAUGUCAAAUGUUGUGACCAUGCUAGACAAUGAAACUACAUUCCUAUCAGUUCCUAAACAACCAACCUUUUUUACACGUAAAAACCUAUCUAACACAGCUUCUUCAAGUGUGCAACUUGAAAGUAGUAUUCAAGAAGGCCGAUAGAAGCUAAAACAUGCUUCAAUUGUGUUGUAAUUAAAGGAAAAUUUUACUUCUCAAAUGUGUUGUAAGUGAAAAAAAUGGUGUUUAAUCUUUUGAGAACAACGUCUGAACCGUUAAAGCCCAAGCCAUUGCCUGAGUCAUUGUUAUACUAUAGAAAACAGUUUUAAAAUUUCUCUACAAUAAGUAUUUAUUACAGUGUUAUGUAUGAUGAACAAAACCGUUAGACAUUCAUAUCAUAAGUAGGCUUUAAAAAGUGUGGAAAGUUGACUUCAAACAACUUUCGUUUAUUAAGCCAACUAUUAUGCUUACUGGUCCAUAGCUAAAUUAUAAUAGAUUAAUUAUCUUACUAAUAUAAAAUUAGUAAUU